AUGGCGGAGGGACCAGCGGAGGGGACAUCAGAGGCCCCUGCGGAGGGUGGGCGGAGCGGAGACUCGGGAGCCAGCGCGCCAGAGCGGGGGGUUGCGCCCAUUAAGCCGCAGUACCUCACUACCAAGGCGCAGUUCCAUGAAUUCCUGGACGCCAAGGGGCCAGAGGAGCCCCGCCGGGAAACCGAGGCAGAAGACGCUGACGACAGCAGCGUGGUCGAGCCUGAAGCCAAGCGGGCCCGUGUGGAGGAUGGGCAGGGGGAGGACGCGCAGUCAGAGGUGGCGGCCCCGGACCAGCCGGAGACUGGGGACCACGCGGAGGCUCCAAAAAGAGCCCGGGGCCAGAACAAGAGCCGGCCCCACGUGAAGCCCACGCACUACGACACGCACCGGCUCUGUCCGUCUCUGAUCCAGGAGUCGGGGUCCAAGUGCCUUUUCGGGGACCGCUGCCGCUUCCUGCACGACCUGAAGCUCUACCUGGAGACCAAGCCGGCCGACCUGGGCCCCCGCUGUGUGCUCUUCGAGACCUUCGGCCGCUGCCCCUACGGGGUGACCUGCCGCUUUGCGGGGGCCCAUCUGGGGCCCAACGGCCAGAACCUGGUAAGGGCGGCGGCGGCGGCAGAGGCGGCGGCCCUGCCCGUCCGCAACGGCCUGGACAAAGCCCUGCAGCAGCAGCUGCGCAAACGCAAGGUCCGCUUCGAGCGCGCCGAGCAGGCCCUGCGCCAGCUCUGCCGCGGCCAGCAGCCCCGGCCUCCUGCGGGCCCCGAGGACGGCCCUGACGCGGCAGCGCCGGACUCCUCGGGGGCGACCCGCCCUGACGAUGCCGCCGCCACCUCCGCCAGCGGACCCCAGCGAACUCUCGGGCCCCUGACCGAUGAGGACGUUGUCAGGGUCCGGCCCUGCGAGAAGAAGCGGCUGGACAUCAGUGGCAAAUUGUACCUGGCGCCCCUCACCACGUGCGGGAACCUGCCUUUCAGGCGGAUCUGUAAGCGCUUCGGUGCGGAUGUGACGUGUGGGGAGAUGGCCAUGUGCACCAGCCUGCUGCAGGGACAGACGUCCGAGUGGGCCCUACUCAAGCGGCACCCGUGUGAGGACAUCUUUGGGGUCCAGCUCGAGGGAGCCUUCCCCGACACCAUGACCAAGUGCGCGGAGCUGCUGAACCGCACCAUUGACGUGGACUUCGUAGACAUUAACGUUGGCUGCCCCAUUGACCUGGUGUAUAAGAAGGGCGGAGGGUGCGCCCUCAUGAACCGCACGGCCAAGUUCCAGCAGAUCGUCCGCGGCAUGGACCAGGUCCUGGACGUGCCGGUGACGGUGAAGAUCCGCACGGGGGUGCAGGAGCGCGUGAACCUGGCGCACCGGCUGCUGCCCGAGCUGCGGGCCUGGGGGGCGGCCCUGGUCACGCUCCACGGCCGCUCCCGGGAGCAGCGCUACACCCGCGGCGCCGACUGGGCCUACAUCCAGCAGUGCGUGUCGGCCGCCAGCCCCAUGCCCCUCUUUGGAAACGGGGACAUCCUCUCCUACGAGGACGCCAACAGCGCCCUGCAGACCGGCGUGGCGGGCGUCAUGAUUGCCCGGGGCGCCCUGCUGAAGCCCUGGCUCUUCACGGAGAUCAAGGAGCAGCGGCACUGGGACAUCUCGUCCUCGGAGCGGCUGGACGUGCUGCGGGAUUUCACGCGCUUCGGCCUGGAGCACUGGGGCUCCGACACGCAGGGCGUGGAGAAGACACGCCGCUUCCUGCUGGAGUGGCUGUCCUUCCUGUGCAGGUACGUGCCCGUGGGCCUGCUGGAGCGCCUUCCGCAGCGCAUCAACGAGCGGCCGCCCUACUACCUGGGCCGUGACUACAUGGAGACGCUCAUGGCCAGCCAGAAGGCGGCCGACUGGAUCCGCAUCAGCGAGAUGCUCCUGGGGCCGGUGCCCCCCAACUUCGUCUUCCUGCCGAAGCACAAGGCCAACGCCUACAAGUAGCGGCCGCGGGGCCGGAGGAGUCGGGGUGCAGGAGCCAAGG
Messenger RNA from Sorex fumeus (smoky shrew), 2005 nucleotides. It is a transcript of the gene DUS3L, whose product is annotated as dihydrouridine synthase 3 like. The record is from RefSeq and is a predicted model, not a curated record. The coding region runs from base 1 to 1965 and encodes 654 amino acids. The transcript has 13 exons. Gene Ontology annotation, biological process: tRNA processing. NCBI's taxonomy places the organism in Eukaryota, Metazoa, Chordata, Mammalia, Eulipotyphla, Soricidae. Gene Ontology annotation, molecular function: RNA binding; tRNA dihydrouridine synthase activity; metal ion binding.